CUUGGGGCCAGGCUAUAUAGCCGGCCAUUACGUAUUUAACGAGAUCCAGCGAAGAGAAGCAAAACCUGAGCUGCGGUUCGAAGGAUUUACGCCGCGUUUUGAGAUCCUAACGAUUUGGCAUUGGACUCCAUGGCGCUGCCUGCAAGAUCAGUGGCACGCGUAUGCGCAAGCCUCCUCAAGUCCGGCUCCUCGUGGAGUCAAUUGCAAAGGUCGAAGCAAACUUCAAAGAGAUGCUUCUCAGCCUCCUCAAGGAAUCGGAUCAUGGAGCUGUCCGGCUUCACAGAUACACAAUUGUCUGUCCGAGAAGCCAUAUUCAAAAUAUGUUCUCGAUUCCCAGACGACUACUGGAUGGAGCAUGAUCAGAGUGGGGAAUAUCCACACGAACUCCAUGCAGCAUUGGCAAAGGAUGGAUGGAUCGGGAUUGCGCUUCCAGAAGAGCUUGGAGGCGCAGGAUUAGGGAUACAAGAUGCCACAAUGAUGCUACACACGAUCGCCGAGAGCGGGGCUGGCAUCGCAGGUGCACAGAGCAUACACGCUAAUGUAUACGCCACACAACCUGUAGCAAGAUAUGCUACUCCAGAACAACGAGAGCGAAUGCUUCCUCGCCUCAUCAAAGGGGAAUGGCGCGCGUGUUUCGGUGUUACAGAACCGAAUACUGGUCUUGAGACGCUCAAACUCAAAACAUUUGCCCGCAAGGAAGGAGACUACUACUACAUCACUGGUCAAAAGAUCUGGAUAUCCUCCGCCCAAGUGGCCUCCAAGAUGAUCUUGUUAGCACGAACGACGCCCCUCGAGGAUGUAAAACGGCCAUCAGAGGGGCUAUCGGUGUUCUACAUCGAUUUCGACAAAUCAGCCCCCGGUCUGGAAUUAAAGAAGAUCAAGAAGAUGGGAGGACGAGCCAUUGAUGCAAAUGAGGUUUUCUUUGAAAACUAUAAGAUUCCCGCCGACACUUUGAUUGGAAAGGAGGGUCAGGGCUUCAGAAUCAUCUUGCAUGGAAUGAAUGCAGAGAGAUGCCUCCUCGCUGGUGAAGCACUAGGUAUCGGUUACGCAGCAAUCACAAAGGCAGCCAAAUACGCAAAAGAACGCAUCGUAUUUAACAGGCCAAUUGGCAUGAAUCAGGGUAUCCAACACCCGCUUGCAGCAGCGUAUAUGAAUCUUGAAGCAGCAAAGUUGGCGACAUACCACGCAGCGAAACUUUAUGAUCAGAGUAAGGAAGAUUCAAGUAUAACGCAGCAUGCCGUUGGCGUAGCGUGUAAUUCAGCGAAGUAUCUUGCAGCUGAGGCAGCAUUCACAGCCUGCGAAAGGGCAGUGUUGGCUCAUGGUGGCAUGGGAUAUGCGCAGGAAUACCAUGUCGAGAGGUACCUGAGGGAGUGUUUGGUACCUAGAAUAGCUCCCGUCAGCCGAGAAAUGAUACUGAACUUCAUCAGCGAGAAGGCCUUGGGUCUGCCAAGGAGUUACUAGCUUCAUGUCUCGGCAUUGAUUGUACAUAUACACCCCAGCAUCUGGAGCUUGGCUUUGCGGAAGAUCGGUUUGCCCAUAUUUUCAUGCUACAGCAUGGAAAAAUAUUGCCUCGGCCUUGUGCAUUCAUUUUGGAUCAUAGCUUACCAUGAAAAAGACUCGAGAGCGUAUCGACGAAACGUGCGAUUUGCUGUCGCAGAAAUUCGUGAUAGUACUUAACUGACUAAAAAAAGAAGAAUUUUAGAAUCAAAUAGCAUGCCUUGGCUGUCGUUCAGUGAGAUACCCGAUCAAGGAAAAUCUUCUAAGCCGAUCAUGUCCACCUCACGCAGUCCGAACUUUAACUAGUUGGCAAUAACACAAAUUCUUAUAAA
Messenger RNA from Verruconis gallopava, 1829 nucleotides. RefSeq lists its product as uncharacterized. The transcript has 3 exons. NCBI's taxonomy places the organism in Eukaryota, Fungi, Ascomycota, Dothideomycetes, Venturiales, Sympoventuriaceae. The record is from RefSeq and is a predicted model, not a curated record. Bases 130 to 1461 code for a protein of 443 amino acids. Gene Ontology annotation, molecular function: acyl-CoA dehydrogenase activity; flavin adenine dinucleotide binding.